AUGAUGAAAAAAUUAAUAAGGCUUCAGCUAACUAGAGGAAUACACAUCCUUAGUUCCAAAUUACCAGACAAAUUAAAAAAAAUAAAAACAUAUAUUAACAAUUAUGAAAACAGUGAAAAUGAAUUGAUAAGGAAAAAAGAUUAUUUGUCAUUGUUAAGAAAUAUAUAUUAUUCAAUUCCGUCUAGAAUGAAUGAAAGAGAAGUAUGGGAAAAUUUUUUAAAUAAACUUAAAAUAGAAAAGUGUUACUUAAGAUUGAAAUCGAUUAUUAAGAAAAAUAGUAUAUCCUAUGAUUCUUUGAUAUGUAGGCAAAUAAUAUUCCUAUACUAUAUUGGAUUUGAUGGUGAAGUGAAGAUAUUACUUGACAAAAUAAAUAACAAACUAAUAAAAUGUAAUGAAAAUAAUUUUAAAGAAUGUGAUAAAAUUAUAAAUGAAGAUAUGAAUGAUGUUAUAAAAAUGUUAUAUGUAUUAUAUAAUUAUCAAAAAAAUUCAGAAAGUUAUAAGCCCAUGUUUUUGUUAUUUGAUAAAUAUAUAUAUUAUAGUAAAAAAUAUCCUAUUAAUAAUAUUAAGUAUUUAUUUUAUUUUCAUUUAUUUUAUUUAAACAUGAAUAAUUCAUUAAAUAAAGUUAACAAGUGUAUAGAAAUAUAUAGACAUUUAUUUGAAACAGAACAAUUAAUGCUUUUAAUUCGAUAUGUUAAUAUUUAUUUGAAACAUUUAUAUCUGCAUAAUGCUAUUAAACAUAAAGAUGAUAUAGACAAGAAAAACAAUGUGGCCAUAAUUGAUAAAAAAAAGUAUGAAAAUUCAGAUUUUUCAAAUCGAAUACAAAACCGAAAUUCGAGGAAUAAGAUAAGUUAUAAAUACGAGAAUAAUAAAGGAUAUGAACAAAACAACCACAAUAAUAAUAUUUUUCUAAAUAAUAUGCCAAACAAAAUAGAAAAUGAAAUGAAUAUGUUUAUCAAUAAUAUAUUUAGAAUAAAUAAAAACGAAAAAGAAUAUUUUGUAUUUACCAGUUUUGACGAUAUAGAGGUAAUAAAUAAUGAGGAUAAUACCAAUUCGAUUGAGAAUGAUAAACAGAUUAGUUCCUGUUCAGAAAAUAAAGAAAAUGGACAGGAUAAUGGAUCAGUUUUUAUGGCAAAUAAAACUGUAAAUACAAAAGUGAACGAAAUAGAGAAAUGUGUUAAAGAGGACGUAAUAAAUAAUUGUGAUGAUGUGGGAGUUUUCAAAGAUUUAGGAGAAUGUGACAAUAAAGGUAUAGAUGAUAUUUAUAAUAAUGGAAGUGUAAUUAAUAAAUAUAUAGAUAAUAAAAAGAUUGAAAAAAAAAAAAAAAUAAUAAAAGUAUCUAAAAGUGAAUUAAUGAUAUAUAGUAAUAUUCAUAAUUUGUGUGUAAAAGAAAUAUUUAAAAAUAUUUUAUUAAAUAAAGAAAAAAUAAAUGUAGAUAUAAUUUUUAAUAAUUUUAUAAGUAAUUUAUUUAAGGAUAAAUAUAUAUAUUUAUUAAUGGAAGAAUUAAAAAAUAAAAUAACAUAUAUAGACGAAGAAAAUUAUUUAGCAUAUUUAAAGCAAGUUAAAUUGUUAAAACUAUAUGAUAAUCCAUUAUUUGUUACUGUGUCAAAUGUAUUUUUUAAAAAAUAUUUAUUUGAAAAAAAAUAUAUAAAUAAUUUCCAUUUUGCUGAUAAAAUAACAUAUUAUACUGAUUUAUUUUGUCAUAAUUAUUUUCUACAAAAAUAUAUAUUAAACAUAUAUAAAUUAAAUUUUAUCACAUUUAAUACUAAAAUUUUAAAAAAAAUAUUAGCAAAAUUAUUCUUUUAUUUACAUCAAAAUAAAUCUUUAAUAAAUGGAUUUGAACAACUUAUAAAAACAAUAAUAAUUAAAAUAAUUAACACCGGAUCUUUAAAUGAUAUAAUUAUGGUUUUGUUUACUUUAAGACAAUAUAAUUUUUGUAAAUCGAAUAAUAUAAGACUAGAAAAUCGAGAUAUUCAGUUAAAUAGCCAUGACUAUGAUGUUAUAUUAACUUCUAUUUUUGAUUUUAAAAAAAAUGAAACUAUGAUUAACAACUCUAAUGAUAAGAUGUCAUAUUUGAAGAAUAGACAACUAAUUUAUCAAAUAAUUAAAGAGGACGUUUUCGAUUUUUUACAUUUUCAAAUAUCAAAAAAUAACAAUACAACUAACUUAGGUAAUCAAAUAAAUCAAGAAAAUUUCAAAAGUAAUGAUAAUAAUUAUUCUCACUUUUUGGAAAAUGAAAAAAACAAUUUUUCAAGAAAUAUAAAUAAUUUAUUUAACAUGUUUCAUUUGGAAGAUUUCCAAUUAAACUUGUUCAAACAAAAUUAUUUAAAAAUUUUUGAAUAUUUAAGUUAUAGAACAAUUAUAGAAAAACAUGAAAUAAAUAAAAUGAAAUAUUUUGACAAAUACUAUGAUAUAAAUAUUAUUAUCAUGAUUGUUAAACAAUUGACAAAAUUAUUUUAUGUAUUCUUAUGUAACAUUUUUGAUGCAAUACAAAAAGGUAAUAACAACUUACAGAUGUUUGAAUGUAUAAACAAUUUUUUUAACGAUAAUCUGUAUUAUUAUAAUUUGAGCGGUAAAAAAAAUAUGAACAACAUGUUCUAUAAUAAUACAAUAUCAAAUAACGAAUAUAACGAUAAAAUGAAAAAUAACUCUUUAAAUUUUUCAAACAUAAAUAAAGUUGAAAAUGUAGAUAGCAAAGAAUGUGAAAAGGGAAUAGAAAUUAAUGAAAUAGGAAAUAGGAAAUAUUUCAAUAACAAAUAUAUGGAAAUAAAAAAGAAAACAGAUACAACUUUUGAACAAAAUUCAUUAUUAGGGGAUAACGAAACUGAAAUAAAUAAAAACUAUAAUUAUUCAGAAGAAUAUAAUGCACACUAUAUAAAUUUAUUUAUUGUAAAAAAAGAAAUCGAUCCAAUAGUGUUAAAAAAAUACCAAGAAAAAUAUAUGAUUGAAUAUAAUAUGAUAAAAAAUUUUACUGAAUUGUUACUUAUGAUUAUUCUUGAUAAUUUUGUAUAUUUUGAAAUAAAAAAAUAUUAUUUUAUAAAUUUUUUUUUUUUAAUAUUUCAAAAUAAAUUUAUUCCGAUGUCUAUAUAUCAUUACCUUUUGUUUUAUCGGAUUUUUAAAAACUUAUUUUAUAAUCAAAUAAAUAAAAAAGAAAGACGAGAAUAUAUUUUUUCAGAAAAUUAUUUUAAUAAAAACAAAAAUUAUAUAAUAAAUACUUGUAUUACUCAAAUUAAAACUAUAAUAUUGGACCAAAUAAAUAAUCAGAUUAAUGAUAAUAAUAUUAUGGCUAGUCACGAUGCAAAUCAUAAUAUAGAUAUUCCGAAUCCCAUAGAAGAAAAAUAUCACAAAAAUAAUUUCAACAAAUAUAAUAAUAAUGCAGGUGGUUUUGGGAAAAAAAAACAAAUGCUCGACAUUAAAAAUAUAAUAAACUUAAUUUUGUAUUCAUUUAAUAGUGAAGAUAUAGUAGACAUAUUUAAAAGUUGCUUUUUAUUUUCCUUUAACAAUUAUUUUAAACAUAAUAAGAAAAAUAUUUUCAUUAAAUUUGUGUGUGAAAACAAUUCUCUUCAAAUGGCUAGUUCGAACAAAGAAAAUGAUGCAACUAUUGUUAGUUGUAAUGAUUUUUUUACCAUUCGCAGUUAUUUAUAUAUGAACAACAACAAAAACAACAAUAAUAAUAAUAAAAAAAUGGAUGAAAUUGCACAUUUUAACAGUUGCAAUAAUACUGAUAUUUCUGAUUAUAACCCAUAUGUAAGCAUCUCCAAUUACUGUUAUAGUAAAUAUAAUAUUAUGAACAUGUUUGAAUUUUACUAUAUUAACAUAAUAUAUGAAAAAUAUAUAAAUACACACCGUUUUGAUAAUAAGAAGGAUUACCAUUGUUACCUGAAUUUUUUAACAACAAAAAAAUAUUUUGAACCUCAUGAGAUUGUUAAUUUAUGUACUAUGGUUGAAAAAGAAAAUGGGAAAGAAACUGAACAAAAUAUACUAAUUGAUAAUAAUAGUGAACGACAAAAUAUAGAAAUAAUUAUUACCAAUAUUAAGAAUUCAUUUAGCGCAUAUAAUAAUUUAGAAUUUUUUAUCAGCUAUUUUUUUUUCCUUAUGGUAUUUUCUAAAAAAGACUAUUUUAAUGAUAUUUAUAAAAUUCUUAAUGAAGUAAAUAAAAGCAUUUUAUUAAAUAAUAAUGUAGAUCCAUUUUGGUAUUUUUUAUUACUUCAGAUUAUUUAUGUUUUUAAAAUUAAGAAUUUGUAUAUAUUUGAUUUAAUUUUAUCAAAAUAUAAAAAUGUUUCUUAUUUUUAUAAUUACCUAAUAAGCAGUAUUAAAAAAAAAAAUAAUCAAAUAGAAAAUAAUAAUUAUAUAGAUGCUUCGCGCAAUAAUACUAUUAAAUAUAACAUUAUUGAAUAUUUAAAAAAAAAAAAUAUUAAUUUUUUAACAAAUGUUGCAUUAAAAGACAGUCCAUUUAUAUUUGAUAUUUACAUUCCUUCUAAAAGUAUAUUAUUUAUAAAUAAUGAAAAAUGUUUAUUCUGUGAUAUUUUUAUGCAAAAUUUACAAGAAAGUAUGCUUAAUCAAAUUAACUCCAAAAUUAUGAUCAUUGAUCAAAAAAGCUACAAAUGGCUAGCUAGUAUUUUAUAA
Molecule: messenger RNA, 4623 nt
Organism: Plasmodium berghei ANKA
Lineage: Eukaryota; Apicomplexa; Aconoidasida; Haemosporida; Plasmodiidae
Product: conserved Plasmodium protein, unknown function
Exons: 3
Coding region: 1-4623 (1540 amino acids)
Source: RefSeq, a predicted model, not a curated record